AUGCACCUUCCCGCCGCCCGAUUCCCAUUUCCCGUCGCCAGACAUGCCUUCCUGCCUCCCUAUUCCCUUUUCCGUCGCCCGAAUAUCUGUCCCUCCCUUCUCUCCCUUCCCUCCCUUCUCUCCCUUCCCUCCCUUCUCUCCCUUCCCUCCCUUCUCUCCCUUCCCUCCCUUCUCUCCCUUCUCUCCCUUCUCUUCCUUCCCUCCCUUCUCUCCCUUCACUCCCUUCUCUCCCUUCCCUCCCUUCUUUCCCUUCCCUCCUUGCUCUCCCUUCCCUCCCUUCUCUCCCGGCUCCCCCUCCCCUCCCUGUCCCCCUUCCCUCUUUCCCUCCCUUCCCUCCCUUCUCUCCCUUCCCUCCCCUCCCUCCCCUCCCUCCUUUCCCUCCUUUCCCUCCAAUCCCUCUCUUCUCUCCCUUCUCUCCCUUCCCUCCUUUGCUCCCUUCCCUCCCUUCUCUCCCUGCUCUCCCAUCUCUCUUUUCCCUCCCUUCUCUCCCUUCCCUCCCUUCUCUCCCUUCCCUCCCUGCUCUCCCUUCCCUCCCUUCUCUCCCUUCCCUCCCUUCUCUCCCUUCCCACCCUUCCCUCCCCCGACUCCUUUCCCUCCAAUCCCUCCCUUCUCUCCCUUCCCUCCCUUCUCUACCUUCCCUCCCUUCUCUCCCAUCCCUCUCUUCUCUCCCUUCCCUCCCUUCUCUCCCAUCCCUCCCUCCUCUCCCUUCCCUCCCUUCUCUCCCUUCCCUCUCUUCUCUCCCUUCCCUCCUUUCCCUUCUCUCCCGUCUCUCCCUUCCCGCCCUUUCCCCCUUCCCUCCUUCCCUCCUUUCCCUCCCUUCUCUCCCUUCCCUCCCUUCCCUCCACUCCCUCCUUUCCCUCCAAUCCCUCCCUUCUCUCCCUUCUCUCCCUUCCCUCCCUUUCCCCCUUCCCUCCCUUCUCUCCCUGCUCUCCCAUCUCUCCUUUCCCUCCCUUCCCUCCCUUCCCUCCCUUCCCUCCCUUCCCUCCUUCCCUCCCUCCCUCCUUCCCUCCCUUCCCCCCCUUUCUCACUUCCCUCCCUUCUCCCUUCCCGCCCUUCUCUCCCCCCUUACCUUCUAUCCCUUCCCUCUCAUCCCUCCUUGCAAUCUCCUGUCUCUCCCUUCUCUCCUUUCUCUCCCUUCACUCCCAUCCCUCCCGUCCCUCCCUUCUCUCCCUUCCCUCCUUUCCCUCCCCUUCUCUCCUUUCCCUCCAAUCCCUCCCUUCUCUCCCUAUUCUCCCUUCCCGUUCUUCUCUCCCCCCUUACCCCAUCUCCCUUUGCUCGCUUUUGGCCUCCCACCACCUCAACCUGCCUUCCCGUCUCCCCUUCAUGCCUCACACCACCUUUCCCUUCCUUCUCAGCCCGCCUUCAUGCCUCCCACCACCUUUCCCUGCAUGCCCCUCCCCCUUUCAUGUGUCCCACCUCCUUUCUCUGCCUUCCCAUCUCCCCUUCAUGCCUCCCAACACCUCUCUGUGCCUUCGACCUUUCGUCCCUCCCAUCCACUCCUUUCUCACUGGGCCACUCUUUGUCCUGCUCACCCUCCCAUCCCCUUCCAGCCACUCCCAUCCCCUUCCAGCCCCUCCCAUCCCCUUCCAGCCCCUCCCAUCCCCUUCCAGACCCUCCCAUCCCCUUCCAGACCCUCCCAUCCCCUUCCAGCCCCUCCCAUCCCCUUCCAGCACCUCCCAUCCCCUUCCAGCCCCUCCCAUCCCCUUCCAGCACCUCCCAUCCCCUUCCAGCCCCUCCCAUCCCCUUCCAGCACCUCCCAUCCCCUUCCAGCCCCUCCUAUCCAUGCGCACACUGCCGGUUCGUUUACCUACUCACUUCACAAACUUCCCUACUCCCUUCUGCCUGUUCCCCGCCAGAUAUCAAAGAUGUUCUCGCGCCAACGUGGGCGCCGGCAACGGUUGA
This is a messenger RNA of Closterium sp. NIES-65, 1902 nucleotides long. NCBI's taxonomy places the organism in Eukaryota, Viridiplantae, Streptophyta, Zygnematophyceae, Desmidiales, Closteriaceae. The record is from the annotation of a GenBank genome assembly.